This is a messenger RNA of Gilbertella persicaria, 345 nucleotides long. RefSeq lists its product as uncharacterized. The annotation marks the transcript as partial. The transcript has a single exon. The record is from RefSeq and is a predicted model, not a curated record. NCBI's taxonomy places the organism in Eukaryota, Fungi, Mucoromycota, Mucoromycetes, Mucorales, Choanephoraceae.
UCAGCGGAUGACACUGUUACUCAACCACCAUACUCUAUGCGUAUUAGACCCCGUUACGAUUGGUCUCCUUCAGCGGCACCUACGAAACUGAUGGGAUUAGAUACUCCAUUACAUACCUCUCCUUUACUUGCAGACACUGAACGAAAGGCAGUUAUAGAAUCUUACCCAUCUAUUUCUCAGAUUGAAUACAAAGCUCCAGUUACGAUUCCUACUGCAGAACGCCACAUGAAUAAGGGACAGCGUCAUGAGAACAACUCUCUCAAGCACUUGCAGUACCUUUUGUCAAUCGUUUUUCGUCCUCUUGAUAUUUUGAGUUAUGAACUCGUUUCUUGUGAGUCUCAAUAG